Molecule: messenger RNA, 681 nt
Organism: Mesorhabditis spiculigera
Lineage: Eukaryota; Metazoa; Nematoda; Chromadorea; Rhabditida; Rhabditidae
Source: the annotation of a GenBank genome assembly
AUGGCCUACUUCGGCAACUAUGGUCUACAAGACAACCAGUACUACCCGCCAAGCAAGAAUCUACCCGACGGCGGCCAGGAAUACUUUGUCAACAAGAAUGUUUGGGUAGAAGUGUUUUACGCUGGUUCCGUGGAUAUCAAUCGGCGGCCGCUGGACCCAAUCCAAGCGACUGGAAUGGGUACAUCGCGGAUAGGAGGACUUCCAAAUAAUAAGUACUGCGAAAUUUGCAACCUCUACCCGGUCGCGAAGCCCGGAUCGGCGACUGAGAAGGGAUCCGAGAAGGAGUGCCACUACACUGACCCAAGGGAAUCUACGAUCGUUCUGUGCAACUCACUCACAGAUGUCAAGAAAGAGCUCGGAGAUUUGUGGCCGGAUGCGGUGGACACCGUCUGUCAUUUGGUCAACCAGACGUGUGAGAUGAUGGAGAACGAUUUCGGUGUGGCUGAUGCGCAACAACGCUCUGCAGAACGAAUGGACAACGCCAUGGCGGUGCUACAGCGCGAGAUUGAGAAAUGUCAGGAUGUUGAAAUCCUUGCAUUUGCUGAAGAUCUUCGACAAGUUGUUAGUAGCUUCAAGAUGCAGCGAAAGGUGGUGAUGGAUCUUCUCAACAAAAAGAGCCAAGAGAUUGACGUGACGACCGACAUUUCACAACGAAAAAUAGCGGCCGCGACGCGAAAGAGA